Molecule: messenger RNA, 1410 nt
Organism: Laccaria bicolor S238N-H82
Lineage: Eukaryota; Fungi; Basidiomycota; Agaricomycetes; Agaricales; Hydnangiaceae
Exons: 5
Coding region: 1-1257 (418 amino acids)
Biological process (GO): cytoplasmic stress granule assembly; P-body assembly
Cellular component (GO): P-body
Molecular function (GO): mRNA binding
Source: RefSeq, a predicted model, not a curated record
AUGGCUCUUAGUUUUAUCGGCAAACCUAUAUCUCUCAUAUCUCACUCAGAUGUUCGUUAUAGAGGCAUUUUAGCGGGUAUUGAUCCUGCUGCCUCGACUAUCCAAUUGUCAAAUGUGUAUUCUAUGGGAACCGAGUCACGGCGACCUCCAACAGAGUUCAUACCUCCUGUGCAAGAACCCUACCAAUACAUCAUCUUCCGUGCUUCAGAGGUCAAGGAUUUAGCGGUGGAUGAACCCGCUCAGCAGCAACGUCGCAACGUCCAUGACGACCCAGCUGUCAUUGGGGCUUCAGCACCACCCAUCGCCGCUCCCGAAUCGUACUCCUCAUACCCAACACCCGCAGCGCCUGCCGCGCCUCCACCCAGCUCUCAACAGCCUCUCCAACAACAACCCCACGUCCCACCAGCCCAACAAGGCUACCAACCACGUCAACCGCAGCAAGCAGCAACACCCACGCCUGCCGUCGUCCUCCCACAGUCCCAAUCCUCCGGCCCAGCAACCGCCGCAGCUGCAGUCCGUGGCGGGCACCAACAGCCCCGACGCGCGCCCAACCCCGUGCAUACGGCUGCUGCGUCCUUGGAAACUGUAGAACGUGCCCUGGGCGACCUUCGUGUCGGUGCAGAUACCUCUGCGGCUGUCUCUGCACGCGGUGCUCACGGGCAUGGGCAUGGUGGUCGUGGAGCAGGCGGAGGUGGCCGACGAGGCCGCGGUCCUCGCCCAGACGCUGCUGAGCAUAUCAAAGUCCCCACUACGGAUUUCGAUUUCGAGAGUAGCAAUGCAAAGUUUGAUAAAGCUGCUUUGUCUCCUGGUGUCAACGGAAGCUCUGCAGCUGCGUCGACGGUAGACGAGGGCAGCAGCGAAGGCGGCGAAGCGAAAGAGAAAGAGAAAGAAGCAAGCGCAGAGAAGGAGAAGGAAAAAGCUGCAGCUGCUGCUUAUAAUCCGCAGAAAUCGUUCUUUGAUUCUUUAUCCUCAUCUGCGGCUACCCCUCCCCCGCCUGCGAUGAAUGGCGGGCAUGGGGGUGGGAGGGGAAGGAGGGGAGGUGGUGGGUUUGGAGCUAUGGGCCGGAAUAGGAGGGAAGAGGAGAGGGAGAGGAAUGUGGCUACUUUUGGGGAGCCUGGGGGUGUGGGGCUUAUGGGCCCUGGAGCGUAUGUGGGUGGAUGGGGAGGGUAUGGGAGGAGGGGUGGGCGUCCGAGGAGGGGUGGACCUGCGGGGAGGGGUGGGCAGGGACAGGGACAGGCGGUUCCUGCAAGGGGGUGAGGACAGGGAAGGAGGAGUUGUAUAAAUAGUGACUUGUGUGGCUGCUUGAAAGGUAAAAUUCGCUCUGUGUAUGGUUAGGUAGGCCUUGGGGUCUUGCAAAUACUUGUUGAGGGUCUACGUAGUGAGCAUGAAAAGGAUGCGUUGUUUUCGAUU